This is a messenger RNA of Capsaspora owczarzaki ATCC 30864, 913 nucleotides long. Its product is annotated as Mrto4 protein. Gene Ontology annotation, cellular component: preribosome, large subunit precursor; nucleolus. Gene Ontology annotation, biological process: ribosomal large subunit assembly; rRNA processing; nuclear-transcribed mRNA catabolic process. Bases 29 to 751 code for a protein of 240 amino acids. Gene Ontology annotation, molecular function: RNA binding. The transcript has 5 exons. Lineage: Eukaryota; Filasterea; Ministeriida; Capsasporidae. The record is from RefSeq and is a predicted model, not a curated record.
UUUCUAAGAAAACAACAAAAACGCAAUAAUGCCAAAGUCAAAGCGCGUCAAGAAAGUCGCCCUCACUCGCACCGAGAAGCACGGCAUGGAGUCCAAGGACGCGCUGGUCAACGAGAUCCGAAGCUGCAUCCAAAAGUACUCGUCCGUCUAUGUCUUCGCUGUCCGUAACAUGCGCAACAUCAAGCUGAAGGAUGUCCGCUCCGAGUGGAAGCAUAGCCGCUUCUUCUUUGGCAAGAACCGCGUCAUGGCGCUUGCCCUCGGCAACUCUGAGGAGAACGAGCAAGAGACCAACUUGCGAGAAGUCUCCAACAUGCUUGUCGGCCAGACCGGUCUGCUCUUCACCUCGCAGCCCCGCGAGGAGGUUAUUGCCUGGUUUGAGAACCACCACGAUCUCGAGUUUGCCCGAUCGGGCUUUGUUUCGAGCGAAACGGUCAAAAUCCCUGCCGGGCCCCUUCCCCAGUUCUCUCACACGAUGCACAAUGAUUUGCUACGACUUGGCUUGCCGAUUGUGUUGAACAAGGGUAUCAUUACGCUUGAAAAGCCACACACUGUUUGCUCGAAGGGCGACACAUUGACUCCCGAGCAGGCACGCAUUCUGAAGCUCAUCGACCGACCGCUCGCCGAUUUCCACAUCAAGCUUAAGGCUGCAUGGAGCAACGGCGAGUUCGAGGUUCUCUCUGAGGGCGACGACGAUGAGCAAGGUCAGGACGGCGAGGACUACGAGGACGACGAGGACAACAUGGAGGCUUAAGAGAAUCGCGCUGCUUGCUUGUCUGAUGUCGUUUGCUCUUUUUGAUUGACUUAACUUUUCUUCGAAAUCGUUGUGAUGUUUUGUUUUUUUGUGUGCGCGUGUCUGGAGGCACAAACUGAUGUUGGUUUUUUUUUUUUUGUACAAUCAAAAACUUUUUUUUCU